Messenger RNA from Poecile atricapillus (Black-capped chickadee), 3128 nucleotides. It is a transcript of the gene FAM222A, whose product is annotated as family with sequence similarity 222 member A. The record is from RefSeq and is a predicted model, not a curated record. NCBI's taxonomy places the organism in Eukaryota, Metazoa, Chordata, Aves, Passeriformes, Paridae. The transcript has 3 exons. The coding region runs from base 498 to 1787 and encodes 429 amino acids.
UUUAUUCAGUUUGGCGUGUGGCUCCCGCGCCUCUCCCGCCCGCUGCCGACCACGAUCCGUGCCCAGGGUUGGGAUGGCUCCGGGAGGGAGCGGGGCUGUGCGUGGCAGGGCGCAGAGAGCAGUGCUGGGGGUGUCCCCAGGGACCUGCUGGGCCCUCAGGGUGCCCUCAGCUCCUGUGCCAGGUGGCAUCCACACCCUCCCUGUGCCAGCACGUGGAUUCGGUGACCCCCUGGGUGCUUCCUCCUCGCCCCACGUGCCCCAGGGACCACCAGGGAUCUGAUCAGCAUCCGGCAGUGGCACGAGAGCCGCCCACGCCGCCCGUGUCUGCCAGGGACAGGGGUCAGUGUCCCCGCCAGGAGCUGCCUCGGCGCAGGGAGUGGGUGACGUCCGCCGCUAAUCGGCCAGAUGGUGACACCCGGCGGGACGCCAGCCCUGAGGUCACCGCGGAGCUCGGGCUCAGGGUGCGGGGCGGCAGCGCCCACAGGAAAGCCCAGACCAUGCUGGCCUGCCUGCAGAGGACUCAGAACCCCCCAGCCCAGCACCUCCCCUGCCCCAACAAGGCGCUGGAGCCACGCAAGUGCGAGACGGCCCCCAUGCAUUCCCCGCGCUACCCCAGCCCCGCCGAGCUGGACGCCUACGCACAGAAGGUGGCCAACAGCCCGCUGACCAUCAAGAUCUUCCCCACCAACAUCAGGGUCCCCCAGCACAAGCACCUUAACCGGACGGUGAACGGCUACGACACCACGGGGCAGAGGUACAGCCCCUACCCCCUGCACGCCGGCGGCUACCAGGGGCUGCUGGCCAUCGUCAAAGCCUCCGGCAAAAGCGUGGUGAAGAACUCGGAGGGGAAGCGGACUAAGCUCUCGCCUGCCCAGGUGGGCGUUGCUCCCUACCCCGCCUCAAGCACUUUAGCUCAAGGUCCCUCCUGCGCCGGGCAGCUGAGCUACCACGGCGGCCAGAAGCAGCUGGAGGGUCCCGUGCCCCCCAACGUGACGGUGGCGGCCUCGGUGCUGCCUCUGGCGGGAAGGAGCCUGGCCCUGCCACCCUCCAACCUGCCCUCCAUCCAGAGCAUCAUCUACCAGAUCAAUCAGCAGUGCCAGGCGCAGGGUGCCCAGCCCGGCUGCCCGGCCGUCGUGGCCGCCCACCCCAGCCCGGCCAAGCACGGCGCCUUCGGCCCCGGCUACGGCGGCACCGUCCUGCCCGAGUGCCGCAAGGGCGCCGAGCUGGCGCUGGGCUCCAACCCGGCCGCCGCCCUGGGACCCAAGGCGGGCGUUUACCCCGAGGGCAUGGACUACCUGGUGUGGCAGCAGAAGCAGCAGCAGCAGCACCUGCGAAUGUACAGCGGGGGCAGCGGCGGCGGGGGGGCCCUCAGCAAAUCCCCCGAGACGUGCGCGGGCGCCUCGCGGCCCUACGGCCUGGGCGGCGCGGCCGACAAGGUGAGCUCGUCGCCCUUGAACUGCAUGCACGGCAACUUCGCCGUGGGGCAGUACUUCGCUCCCCCCUGGAACAGCAUCCUGGUGACCCCCAACAGCGACUGUUACAACCCGCCGGAGCUGGGGGCCGGGCCCCGCGAGCUGGGGGUGCCCCCGGCCGAGGGGCUGCCCAGCAAGACCCUCUGCAAUACCUCCAUCCUCAGCAGCAGCCUCCAGUCCCUGGAGUAUCUCAUCAACGACAUCCACCCGCCCUGCAUCAAGGAGCAGAUGCUGGGCAAGGGCUACGAGACCGUGUCUGUGCCAAGGCUCUUGGACCACCAGCACGCCCACAUUCGCCUGCCCGUCUACAGAUAAGGGAUUGAUGCUGCUCUUCCCAAACCCAGGGCGAGGACUUUGGCGCGAGCUGCCGGUACCGGACGGCGGCAGCGAGGGCGGGGGGACAGGGAGGGGGACGCGGGGUCGGCUGCCGAAAGGGCUCCCGGGACACUGGCGUUGCACCGGGGUCCCCAGACUGGACACACCCGCGACCCGCUGGAAGCCGAGGCCGAAGGACCGCUUGUCUAUAUAGCUCAGAAAUCAUUUUAUCUCCACGAAUGUGAACAGGGAAUUGCUACGAGUUGCUGCUAUCCAGGGAGGGGAGGCUCCGCUGCGCUGGCAGUGCCCAGAGCGGGGCAGAGCCCGGUGUCGUGGCCGGCCGGGAGGCUCCAGGGUGGGUCCCAGCCCAGGGUGUGGCCAGGGGGGGCUCUGUGGUGGCCGGUGCUGACCUGGCAGCUGUCCAGGAGGCUCCACAGUGGCCGGUCCUGGCACCAUGGUGGCCAGUGCCUGCCCAGUGGUGGCCAGUGCCAGCCCGGCGUGCGGCCGGUGCGUGGCUGCAGGGAGCUGGCGCCUGACCUGUAGCUGAAGUCCGUAACUUGCACUGCUUUGAUUAAAGCUAAUAACUGGGGACAGUCUGGAGGCUAUUUAAGAAAAACACUUGAAAACUUGAACAGAUUUUUUUUUUUUUUAAUUUUUUUUUUUUUUUUUAGUUGACUAGGCUGUACAUCUACGUGUUGGCUGCUACAGAGUCUCCUCCCACCCCUCUUCUUCCUCAUCCUCCUCUCGCCCGGCCCCACAGUGGCCACGGCUCCUAUUCCCACUCAACCAGGAGAUUUGGGACCCCCUCAGCCCCUCUCUCCCGGGAACCCCCUGGCUAUCACACUUCCAGGCUGUUUUAUUUCCCCCCUUACUGUCAGUUCUACCUUGGUUCUGGGUCGCGGUACCAGGGCACUUGCAUACCUCCUUUUUUUUUUUCUCUUUUUUUUUUUUUUAAAAAAACCAACCCCAAACAAUUCCAAAAUGCUCAUUACGGUCCGUUAUUCACUCCGUGUAAUUCUGUGUUUAAUAGAUUUGUUCAUUUACAAAAGGCUCCUCACCACAAAAUACAAAGUGUUUUGAUGUUUAAAGGUAAAAGAAGAAUAAUAUCCCGAUGAAACCCAAGGUGAUUGUGCUCGGAAAAGAGGUACUGUAUCCCUGAAAGCCUGUUCAAGCACUAAGUGCAUUUACAAAUCUCUGAGAAUGUUUUUUUUUUAUACGAAAAUUGACCAUUAUAUUCUACUGUGAGAAGUGCUGGCUGCACUAUAUUGUUUUAAAAAUGAGAAAACAAAAUGAAAAAAAAGUAAAAAAAAAAAAAAAAAAAAGAAAAAAACCAACACAAAA